GGAGCACUUCAGAAAACUGUAAGACAAGAUGAAGGUUGUUCUAUUUCUUCUGUUUGUCAUUUAUCUCAGCACAAGUACAGUUACCAGCUUAAAAUGCUACACCUGCUUGGAUGCAACAAACAAUGCAGACUGCAAUGCAAAUGCACCUACAACUUGCACGAGUACCACAGCCAAAUGCUCCGUAGCCAAGGUCGCAGUAAGCCUAUUUGGAAAAUCAUCAACUAUACUGAACAAAGGCUGCAUUGAAAGUGCACUGUGUACUGGAAGCAUCAACAUCUUGUUCGUCGCUAGUGGGACUGAAUGUUGUGAUACUGAUUUAUGUAACGUGAAUGGUUCAGUUAAUUUCUGUGCAAGCAAACUGCUGAUUAUAGCUUCUGCAAGUAUUCUUUACUUUAUCUAUAAGCUCACAAACUAAGUAGAAUAUUGUGCCAUCUGCUAGACGGGACCUGGUGAUUUAUGUUAUUAAUUUCACUUAAAUGUAAGGUAUAGUUUGGCCAAAUUUUUUUCUUCAGUGGGUCUCUUCACAAAAUUAAUGUUUAGCCUUCUAUCUUUAUUUUCUUCAUUAAUUAGCUACAGUGAACUCGCAUUGGGUGGAAUGCAACAACAAGUUCCCUGAUACCACCGAUUAUUCAUAAAAUUAAAACAAAUACAAAUAAUCCAUCGUUAAAGGAGUCAAGGAAUACAUUGAAAACUUGUAGCUUUUAUUAAAAUGCACAUUACAUUUAUGACUCGGAUCAGUACAAAGCAAUUUGAGACUACUGGGCAGAACUUGACGUGUAAAUUUAAAAUUAAGCAAAACCUUAUAGCUUUAUUUUAAACAUUGACAAUUUUGUUA
This is a messenger RNA of Amblyraja radiata (thorny skate), 835 nucleotides long. Its product is annotated as lymphocyte antigen 6E. NCBI's taxonomy places the organism in Eukaryota, Metazoa, Chordata, Chondrichthyes, Rajiformes, Rajidae. Gene Ontology annotation, cellular component: plasma membrane. Bases 29 to 415 code for a protein of 128 amino acids. The record is from RefSeq and is a predicted model, not a curated record. The transcript is spliced from 3 exons.